AAUUGAAGAAAGCAAGCAGUUGAGCAUCUUUAUUGAACUGUAGCAUGGCAAAACACUGUGAGGAAGAAGAGUGUGUCGGUUUCAGGUACGAUGUGUUCAUUAGUUUCAGAGGCGAAGAUACUAGAAGCAAUUUUGUAGGGCAUCUCCGUAGAGAGUUGGGUAUGAAGGGAAUGAAGAGUUUCAAUGAUGACAGGGAUAUGGCGAUAGGGGAAAGUCUUUCACCUGCUCUGAAAAAGGCCAUCGAAGAAUCUAGGGUUUUCAUCGUUGUGUUUUCUGAGAACUAUGCAUCUUCCACAUGGUGUCUGGAUGAACUUGUUAGGAUCAUGGAACUGAGGGAGAAGAAGCAGAAGCAAGUUGUUUUGCCAGUGUUCUACCAUGUAGAUCCAUCAGAUAUAGUGCAAGAGAGAAAUAGCUUCGGAAAACACAUGAAGGCACGUGAAAAUAAGUUUGGAAAAGAGUCGCAAAUAAUGCAGGAUUGGAGAUCUGCUUUGUCUGAAGCAGUUAACUUGCCAUGGAAGCAUAUUAUUACCACCGGGUGUGAAAACAAUUUUAUUAAAGAAAUUGUUGGGGACAUCCACAAGUAUAUAGGUCCUAAACCUUUAUAUACGGGUCAGAACCCUCUUGGACUUGAGUCCAACAUAGAAGAGGUUAUGUCACUUUUGGACAUGAAGCCUGAUGACAACACUGUAAGAAUGUUGGGCAUAUAUGGACUUGGUGGAAUUGGAAAAACGGAACUUGCCAAAGCUUUGUAUGACAACAUUGUUCAACACUUUGAUGCUGCAAGUUUUCUUGCUGGUGUUAGAGAAAAAUCAAACACAAUCAAUGGCAUGGAAGAUCUACAGAAGACACUUUUAUCUGAGAUGUUAGAGGAGUCAGAAACUAAGUUGGGAAGUAGCAGUAAAGGAAUAUAUCAAAUAAAACAAAAGCUUCGCCGAAAGAAAGUUCUUUUGGUUCUUGACGACGUUGAUGAUAAAAAGGAGUUAGAAAAGCUGGCAGGAUGGUGUGAUUGGUUUGGUCCUGGUAGUAGGAUCGUUAUAACGACAAGGGAAAAGGAUGUGCUAAUUGCUCACCAUGUUAAAAAUAUUUAUGAAAUGAAAGAACUCGAUGAACAACAUUCUUUGAAGCUCUUUUGUUGGAAUGCAUUCGGACAAGGAUAUCCUAAACCAGGUUUUCAAGAUGUGUCCGUGAGAGCGGUAGAUUACGCCAAAGGACUUCCACUGGCUUUAAAAGUGAUAGGCUCUGAUUUAGCUAUUCAUGGAGCAAGUUUAGAAGCUUGGGGAGAUGCAUUGGAAGAAUAUGAGAAAACUCCUCCAAAUAAAAAGAUUCAAGAUGUGCUUAAAAUAAGCUACGAUAGAUUGGAUAAUGAUGCCAAACAAGUUUUCUUGGACAUAGCUUGCUUCUUUAAAGGGGAGAGAAAGGAAUACGUGAACAAGAUACUUGAGGAAUUUCGUUCAGCUCACAAAAUGGAAGAGCUUGUUAAUAAAUCUCUCAUAACUAUCGAGAAUGGCUUCCUGAAGAUGCAUGAUCUAAUACAAGAUAUGGGUAGAGAGAUUGUUAGGCAGGAAGCACCAAAUAAUCCUGGUGAACGUAGCAGAGUAUGGGAUUUUGAAGAUGUUCUUGAAAUACUAAACGAAGAUUCUGGAAGUGACAAGAUUCAAGGGAUUAUGCUUGAUCCCCCUCAGGAAGAAAAGGUAAAUUGGAGUGGUACUGAGUUUGAGAAGAUGAAAUGGCUCAGAAUUCUUAUCGUCCGAAACACAUCCUUUUCAUCUGAACUUCAACAUUUACCAAAUCAUCUAAGACUGCUUCACUGGGAGAACUAUCCUUCAAAGUCUUUCCCACCAAAAUUUCAUCCAAAGAAAAUCGUUGUCUUCAAUUUACCUAGAAGUCGUCUAACAUUCCAAGAGCCAUUCAAGAAAUUUCCAUGCUUGACCAAUAUGGACUUUUCGUAUAACCAAUGUAUAACUGAAAUACCUGAUGUGUCCGAACUUCAGAAUCUAAGAGAAAUGAGACUUGAUCAUUGUAGAAACCUAAUUGCAGUCCAUGAAUCUGUUGGAGUUCUAAAAAGGCUUGCGCACUUAAAUCUUUCAGAAUGCAGAAAACUUCAAAAUUUCAUGUCCAGAAUGUUUCUGCCAUCUCUAGAGAUCUUUAACCUUAACUUUUGUGAAAGCCUUGGUCACUUCCCAGAGAUAACGAAAGAAAUGACAAAGCCAUUGAAGAUUUAUAUGACAAAUACGGGUAUUCAAGAGCUUCCAGAAUCCGUUAGUAAACUUACUGAGCUUGUUUCCUUAGACAUAUCGAAUAACAGGAAACUUAAAUAUCUACCAAGCAGCUUAUUCAUGUUGCCAAAAUUAGAAGAAUUGAUUGCUUCAGAAAACAAUUUUGUAUCUAUUCCUUCAUGCAUCAAGGAAUGUGGUGACAGGGCAAGUCUCGAUUUGAAUGGAUGUAAGAAGCUUAAUAAAGUUCCUGAACCCACCAGCUUGAGAAUUCUUGAUGUUCAUGACUGUUUGCAUCUUGAAGAAAUUUCAGAGUUGUCGUCGACUGUUCAGAAAGUAAAUGCAAGAUCUUGUUUCAAGUUAACAGAAGAAACAUCAGACAUGCUAUGGUGUCAGGUGAAGAAAGGGGUUGGUGGAAUAGAAAUGGUGAUGCCAUUUACAACUGAAAUUCCAAAAUGGUUUAACUUCGUGGGAGUGGAAAGUAUUCCUCAUUUCUGGGUUCGUGGGAAGUUCCCUAACAUUGUUGUAGCCAUGAUCUUCCACUUCCAAAAUCCAAGUGAAAGGGAAUAUGGUUUCCGUCAACUUGUUGAUCUCCGUUUACUUAUCAACGGUCGAUAUGUUCCUCGGAAAGGGUAUCAGCACUUUAGAAUUGAAGCAGAACACAUGUUGGUGUGUGAUUUACGAGUUUUGUGCAGUGAGGAGGAGUGGUUUGGCCUUGAUGGACUUCUGGGGAAUGAGUGGAAUCUGGUUGAGGUUGCGUGUGAUGCCACUUGGAGCUUGACGAUAAGUGGUUGGGGUGCUUUUGUGUAUGAAGAAGGAAGCAACAUGGAAGAUCUCCUAUUCACUUGUCCCCUUGAGAACGAAAAUGAGCUUCAUGAUCUGAAAGGAACAGCGAUUGAAAUAUUAUAUGAAGGAAUAAGAGAUGGACUUUUUGAGGCACGGAAUAGAUUUCCUUCUCUGGAUAUUGUUGAAAUCUUUACCGCAACCUUGGAGAAGGGUCCUAGGAUGUUAUGGACAGCUGAAGGGAUGGAGCUAAUACCGACAGCUGAAAAUAGGACAUACUUCACUGGAGUUCAAGCUGGACUCUUGGAAGCAAAUCGGAGAUUUCCUGAUUUGGACGUGGGGGCAACACUGAGUACUGUAGCAAAUAGGAAAGGGAUUAAAGGAGAUUUUAAAACACCCUUACAAGAAAAAAUGAGGAUUCCUCAUUUGGAUUGGACUACAGUGACACUUCCUCCCUCUCACGACCCUCUCAUGCAAAUAUACAUGAUGAUGAUGAAGCAGCAGAGUUCUUCGGAAUCCGAGCUCAAAACUAAAACCCUGUGGAAGUUGAAGGAGAGCCACCAAGUUCUGCGCAACGGACUUGCACUACGUGAAAAUGCUGCUCAGAACGCACCCAGCUGUUCCAAAAAUCGAUAUGAUGAACUGAUUCAGAAAUUCCACAUCCAAUAUGAUGCGUUGGUUGGGAAGAGAGUAGACAGGGUUUAUGGUGUGGCAAAGUACGAAAAUGAUAGUGUUGUUUUGAAAGAAAGAGUGAAAGAAAUAGAGAGGGUAUUCAAUGGUGUGGUUGAGAGGCUCCAGAAUUCAGAGGAGUUUGAAGAUGUAAUGACUGCAAUGUUCUUGAAUGGACUCAGGGAUGGAGUCCUUGAAGCACGGGCCAUUUUACUUGCUCUCUGCACCCACACACAAGCUCAUGAAAGUGUCACUGAUGAGGCUACUAAUAAUCAAAACAUUUCCUAGAACAUUUGUUUUAUAGCAGGUGUAGAAUGAUGUCUGUUAAAUUGUAUUCUGUGUGUGUAAACUAUUUUUCGGACAUGUUAUUUGUUUCUGUUAAAGUGAUGUUCUUGAUCUGCGGAUUUCAAGAGAAGGCAGGAAGGUGGAUAAUGAUACAUCUCUUUGGGUAUAUAUAUGAAGUUUUUGUGUUGCAUUUUGUUU
This is a messenger RNA of Vigna unguiculata (cowpea), 4148 nucleotides long. RefSeq names its product TMV resistance protein N-like. The record is from RefSeq and is a predicted model, not a curated record. Gene Ontology annotation, molecular function: ADP binding. Lineage: Eukaryota; Viridiplantae; Streptophyta; Magnoliopsida; Fabales; Fabaceae. Gene Ontology annotation, biological process: defense response; signal transduction.